Molecule: messenger RNA, 2943 nt
Organism: Dictyostelium discoideum AX4
Lineage: Eukaryota; Evosea; Eumycetozoa; Dictyosteliales; Dictyosteliaceae
Exons: 3
Coding region: 1-2943 (980 amino acids)
Source: RefSeq, a predicted model, not a curated record
AUGAGAGAAAAGAGUAAACCAUUUAGAAGUAUAAGUGAAACUACAACUGCAUCUGCAGUUUCAAUCAGUGGAAGUACAACAACAACAACAACAACAACAACAUCAUCAAAUGGUUCAGCAACUUCAAUUCUAUCAACUACGACUAUAAGUGUUGCACCAGUUGUAAUUGGAUGUUUAAACAUAGAUGAUUGUAAAUCAAAUAUUAAUAACAACAACAAUAGUAGUAGUAGUAGUAGUAAUAAUAAUAAUAAUAAUAAUAAUAAUAAUAAUAAUAAUAAUAAUAAUAAUAAUAACAAUAAUAGUAAUAAUAACAAUAGUAAUAAUAAUUCAAAUUUAACAGAAGCAGUAAAUUAUUUUCAAGAGAUUCUUAGAAAACAACAAGAACAAAAAAGGAAAAAAACUAAACCAUCUAAUAUUAAUAUCAAUACAAACGCCAAUGAUUUAACAAUAACCAAAUUAAACAUACGAAGAAAUCAUAUUAAAGAUAGUAAUAAUAAUGAACAUAGUGAUAAUCAUACAUCAGCAGAUGAAUACGAUGAUAAAAGUCAUGGUGAAGAAUUUAGUAAUACAGAAGAUGAACAAACUAAAAAUAGUAGAAAAUCUUAUCAUUCCGAUGAUAAUUACGAUAUCUAUAAAUAUAAUUUGGUAUUAACUUAUAUUCUCAACAACAAAAACAAAAACAAAAACAAAAAUAAAAAUAAAAACAAUAACAAUAACAACAACAAUAAUAACAACAACAACAACAACAACAUUACCAAAAUUAUCAUUGAUUGGAAAUGGUCUAAAUUAAGAAAAAGAGAUGGAUCAAGAUAUACAUAUGAUCAUAAGAGGGUUAUUUCUGCAUCUCUAUCGAAUACCUCAUCAAAUAAUCCAUUAUUUCAAAGAGAUCCAGUUAGAGAUGGUUGGUGGAUGAUUGGUCCAAGAGGUAAAACGAUAGAUUUGGAUGAUUCAGGUGAUGAGUCAAGUAAAAAUACUAGUAAUAAUAGCAAUAAUAAUAAUAAUAAUAACAAUAACAAUAGCAAUAGUACCAGUAGUAAUUCAGAUAAUGAUGAAACUGAUUCAAGUGGUGGCAAAGAUACAACAUCUAGUGAAAAAGGUAGCGAAUCAUUGCCAAAUGUAAAACAAGAUCAAAAUAUAAUAAAGGUUGAAGAGAAUGAAGUUGAAAGUGAAAGCGUAAUUACCAACCCAACAACAAGAUCCUCUAAAAAGUCUUUAAUUAAUAAUAAAACUACAACAACAACAUCAUCAUCAUCAUCAUCAUCAACUACCACUACGUCAUCCAGUACAACAGCAACAACAACAACAUCAUCAUCUUCUUCAACAUCAAAUAGUAAUAAUGGAAGUGAUACAGAAAAACCACCUGUUAAAAUGGAAGAUAUUGAAACAAUCAAUAAUACAACAUCCUUAACAACCUCACCAACAAAUGGUAAUAACAACAAUAAUAAUAAUGGUGCCAAUACACCAGCAAAUAAUAUAAACUUUAGAACAAGAAGAUUUUUUAAUAGAAAGAGAAAAGUUGAUGAUGGUUCAACAAAUGGUUCAAAUGGAACCCCUGAAAAUGGUAAUGAUGGCGAUCAAACUACUGAAAAUAGUAAUGUUAAUAUAAAUAGCAAUAGUAAUAGCAACAACAAUAAUAAUAAUAAUAAUAAUAAUAAUAAUAAUAAUAAUAAUAAUAAUAAUAAUAAUAAUAAUAAUAAUAAUAAUAAUAAUAAUAAUAAUAAUAAUAAUAAUAAUAAUAAUAAUAAUAAUAAUAAUAAUAAUAAUAAUAAUAAUAAUAAUAAUAAUAAUAAUAAUAAUAAUAGUAAUAAUGAAAAUGAUGAAAAUAAUCAAAUCAAAAAGAAUACAGCAGAAAGUCCAGAGUCUACUUCAUCCUCUCUUUCAUCUUCAUCCUCUUCAACAAACUCAACUGUAGAUAAACCAAAUCAAACAACAACAACAACAACAACCACAACUACAACCACCACAGCAACUGCCACACCAACCACAACUGUACCAAAUCCAACAUCAACAUCAAACUCAAACUCAAAUUCACCACCAAAUGUAACAGCCACCAUUUCACCAUUAAGUAGUAGGAAAAAGAAAAAAGUUUUCACUUUAGACCAAGAAAAUAAUAAUAACCUUAAUAAUAACCUUAAUAAUAACCUUAAUAAUAACCUUAACAAUAACCUUAAUAAUAUUAAUACAAUUGAUAAAAGUGUAGUUGAGGAUAUAGUAAUGAAAACUCAAGAUAAUAAUAAUACUAAUAAUAAUAAUAAUAAUACCCAAGAAAAUAAUUCAACCGAGAAUAAAAUUGUAAAUGAUGAAAUAACAAAAACUAAAGGUAAAGGUAGAGGUAGAAAAGCUAAUAAAAAUAAAUUUAAAGAGGGUGAUGAAGAAAUGAUGGAGGAGGAACAACAACAAAAAAUAGAAAAUGAAGAGAAAGAGAUGAUGGAUGAAGAGGAAGCUGAGGGAGAUGAAGAGGAUGGAGAAGAGGGAGAGGAAGAAGAAGAACAAGAAUCAUCAUCAUCAGAAGAGAAUGGAGCAUUAGAACAAAGUCAUAUUUUAGAUAUAGUUUCACAAGCAAUUUUAGAGAAUGGUGGUUCUUGUUCACUUGCAAAUAUUUUAGCAUACAUAAAAGAAUAUCAAACAACUUUUCAUUGUACAUUCGAUGAGUUAUCACAAAUUAAAAGAAUUAAAAGAUCAAAAGAAUUACCAUUGGUAGAUGAUAAAGUUUUAAAGGAAACCAUUGAGAGAGGUAUGACCGAUUUUCCAGCUCGUUUUCAAAGAGAUAGUAAAUCCCCAAAUAUAUGGCACUCUUUUACAAAAACAAUUCAUUCAACUCGUUCAACUAGCUCAAGAACACUUUCACCACCAUUUCAAUCAAAUAUUUUAAUUAGAUCAAAAAAUAAGCAAAGAAAUAUAAAAUCAAAUUCUGUUACAAAUUUUUCAACAAAACCAAAAUAA